Molecule: messenger RNA, 3660 nt
Organism: Stylonychia lemnae
Lineage: Eukaryota; Ciliophora; Spirotrichea; Sporadotrichida; Oxytrichidae
Source: the annotation of a GenBank genome assembly
AUGGAGAAGUAGGUUUAACAAUACUAAGAUUAGUUUAAAGUCAAGGAUUAAGAAUGCAAAGAGCUUAAAAAGAGUCAAGCAUUAAAGGAUUAGAAAAUAGAGUUUCUUGAAAUACAGAUAAACGAUUUGAGACAGUAGUUAGAUGAUAAAGACAAGUAGCAUCAGCAAAUGUUUAUGGCUCUUAAUGGUGGGUUUUCAAAUGACUUUGAAAAAAGUGGAAGCAGCUAAAUUAACAAUGAAAAAAUAGAAAGCUACUAAUAAGAGAUCAAAAGGCUUUAGAACUCUCAUGGGAUUGAAGUCGACAAUUUAAUAUCAAAAGUUGAAUUCUAUCAAAAUAAAUUCAAUGAGUUGGAAUUACAGACUAAGCUACUCAAAUCUGAUCAUGAAUAAGAACUUGCUUAGUAUUAAAUCUUUGUUUAGGAGCUUGAAAGCUAGAAAAUAAGCUUUGUCGAAAAAUUCAAACAUUCAGAAAAUCAGAGACACCUAUCUUAAGAGUAAUAGGAGACCAAAUUUAGAAAAAUGGUUAAACUCUAUGAGAAUUAACUGGAGGAGAGAAAUAAUCAAUCACAAUAAGAUAUCAAGGAUCUAUAAGAGUAGAGUGAAAAGGAAAUUAUGUCACUUAGAAAUUUCUAUGAGAUGGAAAAGGAAAAACUAGAGCUCAGAUUAAAUGAGGAGAAGGAUAAGAAUUAGCAUAGAAUAAGCAUUUUGACUGAAGAGUUCGAGUAAAAACUAAGAGAUGAACUCUAAGAUAGGGAGGAAGAGAUUGAAUGCCUUCAGACUGAACUAAGAGAAAGUGAGUAAAUUCAUUAGGGAUUCGCAUAGUAGAUAGAAUAUGAGCUAGGCCUGAAAUAAUAAAUGAUAGAAAAUCUUGACAAACAGCUGAGAGAGACUAAGGAGAAGAUAGAGCUACUUGAGAAUGGAAAGUACAGUGCCUUCUAAAAGUAAAUAGAAAGCUUUGAGCAGCAAAGAUCAGAAUACAAUUCUAAGAUUGAGAGACUGCAGAAAGAACUUAAUGAGAAAGAUAAAAAUAAUGCCUUAAUUUAGAACUAGUUGGAUCAUGCUAAUGAAGAGCUUCAAAAGAAGAAUAAUGAAUAUGAAGAUCUUAAGUAGUAAUAUGAGGAUUACAAGAAGUAAACACAGGAAAAGAUUGAUAAUCUCAAAAAGAGAAUAAGCGAUUUUUAGGAUGAAAACCUUAAAUAUAAAGUCUAGAUAGAAAGGGAAAGAGCAUAGUACAGAUAAUAGGUUAAGCAAAAAGAGGAGGAGAUUAAAAGCAUUUAGAUUGCUAGAUAGACUGUUUAGAAUUAGUUAGCAGAUUUAUAGACAGAAAAAAAUAACUUGGAUAGAAUCCUUAAUGAAAAAGCUAUAGAGUUGAGAUGCUGUACAUGCUUGUGUCUUUAUGAAUUAAAUCAAUUUAAGGACCACAUUUAGAAUGAUAGAUGCAAGCCAGCCAUAAGUAAAGAAUAGCUUUAAGAACUUAAACUUAAGAACAGAGAAAAUUAUCAAGGCAAAAAUAAAGAUGAUAUUUCUAUUUAUCUCAACAAGUUUGAGCUAGUUUAAGAUCAAUAGAAUGAGAAAAUUAGCUUUAAAAUGAGUCUCUCAGUAUCAGACAAGUCAGGGAUCUAAUUUGAGCUUAAUAUGACAAGAACCUUACUCCAAUUGAUAGGUUUAAUAACUUACCUCGUUAAGAGAGAAAAAGAAAAUGAAAUUGGGAAAACCGCUUUUAAAAUUUAGGAAUAACUUAUGAAAAAUACUGGACCAACCAUUAAGUCAGACAAGAACACCUAAAAUAUUCUUAGGAUAAGUUUGCAGCACUUUUUCAAUGAGAUUCUAAGAAACCAAUAACUAAUGGCAACCAAUGAUCAUGUGAAGUCAUUCUUUGAAGAUAUCAAAAUUUACAAAAAUUUGAAUAAUGAGAGAGAAAAGCAAAGUCAGUUUAAAGAUAUAGUUAUUGUAGAAUGCUUUGACGAGGCUAAUAAUGCUUAAUCUCAGAAGUAAUCUAGAAUGGGUAAAAGUUUGAAUAGCUUUAGAAAUAGUGUCAAUUCUACAUCUGGUAAUACUGAGGAGACUGGGAAAAUUGACUAUAGAGAGUUGUAGAGAUAACUUGGAAUUGAAACAUCAACUGUGUCCCAGCGAGAUUCAAAGCUCAUUAAAUAAGACAAUGGCUCUAAGUAUCCAAAUUAUGUUGAGUUAGGAAGCAUGAAAAGCAAAGGUUAAAUUCUUUCGAUUGCUAGCGAUCAUGAAGAGGAGGAGGAAGUUAUUGAAUUUGUAAUGCCAAACACUAAACAAAAUCAGAAUGAUAGUUCUAGAAAGUCUUCUGAGCACUCAAGGAAAUCAAACGGAAAAUAUAAGGAGAUCCCUAUCGACCCUCUGUAAUACUUCGAGGAAGAUGAAGGAAGCUAGAUAAAGGUAGAGCAGAUCACAUUGAAUAGAGCAAGUAUUAAAAAAAGAACUAAUUCUGAAGUUCCUUCAGCAAAUGACAUUGAUGAUCAAAGUGAAGAAAUAAAAGAGUCUUUUGAAGAGACUUAAAGAGGAGAGCUCUUGAGAUAUGAAGUCUUUAUUAUAGCGAAUCCUCGUAGUGGCUCUAGAAAAGGGGCUUAACUGCUUAAAAAUUACGGCGGGAAGUUGCUUCAAAUGGUUUUCAAUGAAAAAAAUGCGAAUGUUUAAGUAUUUGACGUAAUUACACAAAAUCAAACCAAUUAGUCGUAACUGAUUGUCGCAGUUCUAGGAGGGGAUGGAUCACUUGGUUGCUUCAUUGACUCAAUCAUUUAAGAAUAAAUCAUUGCUGAUAACCUUUCAAAAAUUCAUUUCACUGGGCUUCCUUUUGGAACAGGAAAUGAUACAGGCAGAGCAUUUGGAUGGGGAGGAGAUGAAGGAAAGCUAGCCAAAAGUCUAGAAUAUAUGGUAGAAAAUUUAAUACUAGGCAAACGAGAAAAUCUGGCUCUAUGGGAAGUUGAAUUCAAAUCUGCAGAGACUCAUGGAUAUUCAGGUUCUGCUAGAAUCAAGAUAUCAAAAGAAGAUGAACACUAUAAGAAAAUAAUGUGUUGCUAUUUUAACGUCGGCUUAGAUGCUGUAAUUAGUAACGAUUAUGAGGGAAGAAGAACCAAAAGUAAAGCAUUGAAUAAGGCUAAGUUUACCUGGCUGGCAAUAAAGCACUUAUUAUGCAGCUGUUCAGCAUUUAGUGUCAAUAAUUUUCUUGAUUCGAUUCAUGAAAUUAAAGAAUAGAAGAGUCACAAACUUUUAGAUAUGUCCUAAAUACCUGUUAAUCCAAAGAUGAUGUUAGGAACUAAUCUACCUUCGUUUUAUGGGGGUAUGCAGAGUGAGGCUUGGUUUAAAAACAAAAAAAAUAAGGGAUUUAGCUCCGAAAUUAUUGAUGAUAGCAGACUAGGUCAAUAAUCUUAUAGCGAUAAUAAGAUAGAAUUAAUGGGCUAGCAUUCAAUAGGCAGACUAUUCACUCUGAAAGAAAUGAGGAGAUACUGCCAAAUAGAAGGACCUUUUGAGUUUCAUUUUAGAAAAGAUAUUCCUCAAUAGGCUCCUAUUUUCAUUUCAAUUGACGGCGAGAACUAUGUGAUGUUUGGUGCUGAGAAAUUAGUUUUCAGACAAUAUCAUCUAGCUCCAUACAUAACCAUUAUUAGAGGUCCCAAAAAACCAUUUAGAACAUGA